UGCAUAUUGUUUAUAGAUUUGUGUGGUGUUUUGAAAAUUUUGGACGAAGAUCAGUGAUUUUUCGAAUUUUUGUAGAACCCGUAUUAGCGCCAGAUUGUCAUUAACCUAAUAUGCCGAAGGUACGCCGGAGUAGAAAGCAACCACCGGAAGGAUGGGAACUAAUCGAACCAACGCUAGAAGAACUGGAACAGAAAAUGCGUGAAGCGGAAACUGAACCGCACGAGGGAAAACGCAUAACCGAAUCGUUGUGGCCAAUUUUCAAGAUUCACCACCAAAAGUCCCGGUACAUUUAUGAUCUUUUCUAUCGACGAAAAGCUAUCAGCCGGGAACUGUACGACUACUGUCUGAAGGAAAAAAUCGCCGACGGAAAUUUGAUUGCCAAGUGGAAAAAAUCGGGCUAUGAGAACCUGUGCUGUUUGCGGUGCAUUCAAACCCGCGAUACCAACUUCGGCACUAACUGCAUCUGCCGGGUUCCGAAAUCGAAACUGGAAGAAGGGAGGGUGGUGGAGUGCGUGCACUGUGGUUGCCGGGGGUGUUCCGGUUAAAGAAAAGCUUACAUGAGACGAGUGGUGGUUUAUGCGAGAUAGUGCGAUGACGACUAAGAUUUUAAUUAGAGAUAUUCGUUUUAAUAGGAAUAAA
Molecule: messenger RNA, 639 nt
Organism: Sabethes cyaneus
Lineage: Eukaryota; Metazoa; Arthropoda; Insecta; Diptera; Culicidae
Gene: l(1)10Bb
Product: protein BUD31 homolog
Exons: 2
Coding region: 111-545 (144 amino acids)
Biological process (GO): mRNA splicing, via spliceosome
Cellular component (GO): spliceosomal complex; nucleus
Source: RefSeq, a predicted model, not a curated record